AUUGUUGUUUUCAUCACAAAUCUGUGGUUUUUUCAUUGCUGUCUUUAGAAAAAGAAAAACUAUUUAGAACUUUUAAAAAUAAUCAAUUACACUAUUAUUUUUUAAAUAUUUAUCAAGUUUUUUAUAUAAAUUAUUUGUUGUGACGUACAAAAGAAGUAACUAACGCAGAAAAAAAACACAAAUACAUUGCUGCUUUAUUAAAAAACAAGAAAACAGUAAAAACCCUCACCUCAAGUACCUGCUUUAGUAGCUGCACCAACAACCGCAACGUAAAUGAUUAUUGAAGGAGUGACGUGUCGCUUUUGAUUUCGUGCCGUUUUGAAUUCAUUAAGCGAGUUUCCAUUUAUUGCCAAAGUAAUGGAUGUUAGACGACGCAAGGAGUCCGAUGGGGACAGGCAGAAGCUAGUGCCACCGACCGAGGCAUACCAUGAGGAACGUCAUGAAAAAACAGAUAUACGCGGUGACAGGGGCAACAUAGCAAUUCUUCUUUUCCUGUAUAUUUUACAAGGCAUACCGUUGGGUCUGAUAGCGGCCAUUCCAAUGUUGCUGCAGAAUCGGGGUGCCAGCUAUAAGCAACAAGCUGAAUUUUCAUUUGCCUACUGGCCCUUCAGUCUUAAGCUGUUGUGGGCACCCAUUGUGGACUCGCUUUAUGUAAAGAGCUUUGGACGUAGAAAAUCUUGGCUUGUGCCCUGUCAGUACUUGAUUGGUUUGUUUAUGCUAUUAUUGUCUUUUGUGGUGGAUCGUUGGUUGGGAGGUAAUGGCCUAGAACCGAAUGUACCAUUACUUACAACUCUUUUCUUUUUGCUCAAUUUUUUGGCCGCCACGCAAGAUAUUGCUGUGGAUGGCUGGGCUUUGACCAUGCUUAAGAGAUGUAAUGUGGGCUAUGCCUCUACUUGUAAUAGUGUGGGACAAACGGCUGGUUAUUUUUUGGGUUAUGUGGCUUUUAUAGCAUUGGAAUCGAAAGACUUCUGUAAUACCUAUUUGCGUACUGUUCCUCGUGAUGAAGGUAUGGUAACUCUACCAGAAUUCUUGUGGUUUUGGGGAAUAUGUUUUCUAGUAGCCACCACGCUUGUGGCCAUAUUUAAAAAGGAAAAUGAUAUAAAAGACGAUCAUGCGGAAUCGAGAUACAACGAGGAACAUGAGCUGAAUAUUUAUGAAAGUUAUAAAAUUCUUAUUGACAUGGUGCGCAUGCGUCCCAUACAAAUACUGGCUGGCAUUUUAUUGACUGUGAAAGUAACUUUUGCUGCCUGCGAUGCAGUCACAUCACUCAAACUAAUAGAUGCAGGGGUACCCAAAGAGAAGCUGGCUUUGUUGGUGGUACCCAUAAUUCCCUUACAAAUUAUAUUGCCUCUAGUGGUGAGUCGUUAUACAAACGGCCCGCGUCCCAUGGAAGUUUAUGUCAAAGCCAUUCCUUACCGUAUCUUUUUCGCGUCAUUGGCGGCUGUUAUUGCCUAUUUAACACCCUAUAUUAUAGCUGGUGGCGAAGUGCCAGUUUACUAUUACGUCCUGCUUGUUGUCAAUUACGGUAUAUAUCAAAUCUUCCUGUAUUGUAUGUUUGUAGCUGUGAUGGCAUUUUUCGCCAAGAUAUCAGACCCUGCCGUAGGAGGCACUUACAUGACAUUCUUGAAUACACUUUCAAAUCUUGGCGGUAACUGGGCAAACACUGUAAUAUUGUGGCUGGUUGAUGUGCUAACUUGGAAGGCCUGUAUCAGACCAGACGAAACUGUUGUCGAAGACAAUAUUUGUCUUACAAAAACACAAAAGGAGGAAUGUACCGCUGCUGGUGCCGAGUGUAGAAUAGUAUUUGAUGGCUUUUAUAUUGAAUCAAUAGUGUGUUUGGUUUAUGGUGUUAUCUGGUUGAUUUGCGUACGUAAAUGGAUAAAUUACUUGCAGAAUUUACCCACUAGAGAUUGGCUGGUGGUAAGCCCUAAAAAUUCCCCUGCUGCCAAGUCAAGGUAGCAAUUCAUUGUAUGACAUCAAGAGGCUACCAACUGAAUGUUAGAAAUGUUAAAUAAUUAGUUAAUUAUUCCAUAGUAUCCUAUUGACUACAACACAAAUUUUAGUUCAUUUGUUUUUUUAAAUUACGUUUUUGCUUUGGAAACGUACCUGUAUAGUACGAAUAUUUAAAACAUGCCAAUCCUGAUGCCACAGGACAUAUUAUAUCAGUCAGUAUAUAUAAACAUCCUAAGGUGUGUUUGUAUAUAAUUAAUAUAAGCUUGACCUUCUUUUCCAUAGUAAUUACAUUAUUUAGGUUAUCGUCUUAUUUAUUAGUUAUUUUUAAUAUAAAUUAUGAAAAUUGUAUGUAAUCAGGUUCCGAAUAAAAUAAAGAAAAUAAAUAGACAUUGAUUUGUUUUCAGCCUAGAA
Molecule: messenger RNA, 2364 nt
Organism: Lucilia sericata (common green bottle fly)
Lineage: Eukaryota; Metazoa; Arthropoda; Insecta; Diptera; Calliphoridae
Product: acetyl-coenzyme A transporter 1
Exons: 2
Coding region: 358-1959 (533 amino acids)
Cellular component (GO): membrane
Molecular function (GO): acetyl-CoA transmembrane transporter activity
Source: RefSeq, a predicted model, not a curated record